Molecule: messenger RNA, 5658 nt
Organism: Chironomus riparius
Lineage: Eukaryota; Metazoa; Arthropoda; Insecta; Diptera; Chironomidae
Source: the annotation of a GenBank genome assembly
GCUCAGCUUGAAAAUGUUCAGGUUGAGAAAUGCUCAGCUAGAAAAUUGAACAGAUUAAAAAACGCAUAGCUUUAAAUCGCUUAGCUUUAAGAAUGCUCAGCUGGAGAAACACUCAGCAAAAAUAAAAAUCCUUUUCUAUAAAAAACAAGAGCGAGUCAUAAACCAUAAACCUUCAUAUGCUCCCCGGGCUUCCAUAACUGACGCAAAUGAUUAAAUAAGCUGACUUAUUAUCGAAAAUAUAAGCACAUUACCUAUGAAUCAUUCUCGAUUGAAUCUGAACUAAAUUUCUUUUCCGAUAAAUUUCACAUUCAAUUCGAUUCUCCGAUUCACAUUCUAUUUUUACAUUUGCCAACCUAGUAAGUGCAAGAAAACGUGACAUUAUAAGUAAAAUGAUAAGAAAAAGCUAUCAAAAACAAGUGACUCUGAUUUUUUUAAAUAUUUUUUAGUAUUUACGCACCAAAGCUAGACAUGAAUCUAACCUUAUUGAAAUACAAUCAAAGAUUGCCGCUAAUUUCCAUCCAUGUGUGAUUCCAAUCCACAAUUACAAUUUUAAUACAGCUGAAAAAAAUGUGUGAAAAAAAAAAACUUGUAAUCAUUUGCGAGUAUUAAGUCUUAUCAGUUGAUUGAUAACAAAUUUCAGAAAAUACAAAUGUGAUAAAAAUUGCUCGUUAGCAGUUGUCUUCCUAGUUUCAUACAUGAAAGUUCAAACGUAAAAUCAUUUUUUUUAUAGACAAUUUAUUAAAUAAUAACAAUUUAUUAAAUGUAGAAUUAAUUCUGUCGAUGGUACAAAACACGUGCGAAUUUUAAGAUUAAUGUGAAUUGUUGAUUGUGAAAAAACGAUGACAGAUGAGGUGGACUUGGUUGACGAGUCUGAAUUCUUAAGAGAGGUAGGGAAGUUUUUUCGGAUGUGAAUUCCUUUAGGGUGAUUUUGUCAGAAUUUUAUGAGUGACUUUUGAGUGAAGUUCGAUGUAGUUUUGUGUAUCUUUGGGUUCAUUCUUAGUUUUUGUGCUUUUUUGAACCGUUUUCUUGGUUAAUUAUAACAAUGCAGGCCCUGUGGUAGGUUUUCGGCUAUGACGGUAUUUUCUAAGUUUUUAAGGUUGUUCUGUACGGUCAAAACACUACGACCUUAGUUUUUGGCGGGAAAAUCUUAAUUUGGUAUAAAUAACAAAUAAUCUUAGUGUUAUUCAAAGUUUUUUACACCAGAAGUGUGUCUUGAUAAUCUAGAAGAUUUGACCAACACAUCAGAGUAUCGGGAGCUAAAGUUUGAGAAGAACUGACCUAUGCCUUCUAUGAACUUAUUGCAAAGCAUCUCAAAUUCCACACAAAAUCUCCAUAACGGGCAUAUUUCACUAUCAGUUAAAAUCUUAUCAACGCAUUACCUUAAUGAUAUCUUGUGUUAUGUUCAUUUGUAUGAAAUUAUGUGGAAAUAAAGUUUAAAAACCAAAUCGAUCAAUGCUAAUUAGUUGACAAGAUUCGACCAUGAAGUGAACAUUUCAUUGUGAAAAAAUAAUUUGAUGGAGAUUCAGGGAAAUCGCCUAUCAUCAGAGGAUGACUCACUCCGCAUACAAAUUGGAGGAUACAACUACAAUGAUAAGAAGUCAAAACUUAACGCCCGGCAGCAGAAUCGAAUUGUAUCGACAAAAUAUACAUUGUUGACAUUUUUACCGCAGAAUUUGUUUGAACAGUUUCGUAGGGUAGCUAAUUUCUGGUUUUUAAUUAUGGCAAUUAUUGCUCUUGUGAUAGAUUCGCCGCUGACACCAUUAACGUCCAUCCUGCCUCUAUUAUUUGUAAUAUCCGUGACAGCUGUUAAGCAAGGUUAUGAAGACUUCCUAAGAUAUCGAGCAGACAACAUGGUGAACAAGUCAAUGGUUACAGUCAUUAGGAACAGUGUAGAGACUGAAAUCAGAUGUGAAGACAUCAUACCAGGCGAGCUAAUAAAGAUAACAAGAGACUGUGAUGUUCCAUGCGACAUGAUCCUACUAAAGUCUUCAGAUGAAGGCAGAUGCUUCAUAACAACAGCAAAUCUUGACGGAGAGACUAAUUUGAAGACACUGAUUGUUCCUCGUGGCCUUCCAGACCUUGAAAUUGGGAAGCUUCAUAAUUUAGGUCAUAUAGAGUGUGAACAAUCACAGACUGACUUGUACUCAUUCAAUGGAAGGAUUGAAUUGCCACAAACCAUCAAUAGAGUCAGUGUGAUACCUGUGGAUGGAGAACUAGAGACUGGGAUGCAUAAUAUUCCAUUGAUGGCUGAGAACUUGAUGUUGAGAGGAUCAAGAGUAAAGAAUACAGAAUGGGCGAUAGCAUGUGCUGUCUAUACAGGUCAAAACACUAAACUUGCACUCAAUAGUAAAAUAACCAAGAACAAAAUGAGCUCUGCUGAGAAGUUCAUCAACAAAUAUUUAGCAUUUUUCAUCAUCCUACUUCUAGCUAUGGUCACAGUGUCCUACUUCAUCAAAACAUACUACGACACUUAUCAUCCAGAACACAACAUCUACAUUGGACCAAUUGCUGACACAUAUGCGGUCUCAUUGUUCCUUCAAAGCUACUUUUCGUUCUUAAUUCUCUUCAACUUUCUGAUUCCAAUUUCACUUUAUGUGACAAUUGAGAUGCAGAAGUUCGUUUGUGCCUUUUAUCUGGAAUGGGAUCCUCAUCUGUAUGAUGAAGAGACUAACCAGCCGUGCAUUGUGAAUACUUCCGAUUUGAAUGAAGAACUUGGUCAGAUCAACAUUCUGUUCUCGGAUAAGACAGGAACGUUGACUAAGAAUGAGAUGAUAUUUAAGCAGUGCUCGAUAAAUGGGAAGAUGUUCUCGCAGGAAGGAAGAGGGCUGCAGGAGCCUGGAAAGAAUUAUUCGUUGAAGAUUGGUGAAUGUUCGAGACACGUCUACAACUUCUUCGAAGCCCUUGCUGUCUGCCACACAGUCCAAGUUGCUGGCAUGUAUGAAGAAGACCAAGAUAGAGCAGAUGAGGAACUAGCUCUCCUCAAUGUGACACCAGAAAUCCCAAAAAUCUUCCAUAAAUCUAUCGAAGAGCUAAGAGACAUUGAGUCAGUUGAGGAGAUAGACUUCCUGACUUCAAAGACUUACAUCACGCAUAGAGGAAGUGUUGAGUACACAUUGUCUGAUGAAAGUCGACCAAUGAGUGAUGCUGUGAGAGUUAGGAACAUGGAGAAGGCACAUACAAGACAUUUAAGUCUCAACAAUGAUGGAUUUAGAAAUGGCAACACAGAGUUGUCGAUAUUCACGAAUGGUAACUCAGCAGGUAGAUUUAGAGAGUCAGCACCAGAACCUAAAAUGGUCACCAAAGAAGUAACAAUAAUUACAAGAGAUUCAGCGAACUCUAUCGAUUCCGAUAUUUCAGAUUCAGUUCCAGUUCGAAAAGCAAGUACUGCUGACUUCAAGCGAGCAAUAUCCCACAACAUUCCAGCCGUAACCACAACCGAAGAUAAGAUCAUUCUCAGUCAUCGCAGAACAAAGUCAAGCAUUCCAUUCGGGAUGUUGUCAUCUCCAACACAGCUUCCUGAUCGACCAGGAUUCAAUAGACUUACAUCAGUAAGAACAUCAACAAGAGAAUAUUAUGCAGCACCAGUCUACACAUCGACACAACUGAUUGAAAGACAAGAGACAAUGAAGGAAAGGAAGCAACUAGAGACAUUUAUAGACAUCCUUGACUACAUGGCAUCAUCGCCAGAUGAGAAGGCAUUGGUUGAGGCUUGUGCUAAGUUGGGAAUUAUUUAUUUAAAUGACAAUAACGACAUUUACACACUAAGGUUGAGGAUUAAGCAGAAGAAGAAUAAUGAAGAGCUUCCUAGAGUCAUUGAUGAAAAGGAGAACAAUGAUGUGGUUCAGUUUAAGAGAUUACAGGUCCUUGAAUUCACAUCCGACCGUAAACGAAUGAGUGUCAUAGUCAUGGACAAGUACGGACAAAUUUGGCUCUACACAAAAGGUGCAGAAAGUCACGUCAUUCCUCUCUGCAACAGCAAAAGUGCUUCAUUAUCAGCACAGACACAAAAACACGUUGAUGACUUUGCAAAGCAAGGAUUAAGAACAUUAGCAAUAGCCAGAAGAAAACUUACAAAGACAGAAUUUAUUAAUUUUAAUAAUGAGCUAAUUGAAGCCAACAGUUCCUUAUCGGACCGUGCUGAACGGGUCGAGAGAUGCCAAAGAAAAGUAGAGACUGGAUUGGAUUUGCUGGGUGCAACAGCUGUCGAAGAUGCACUUCAAGAUAAUGUUAGGGAUACAUUAGAGUCAUUGAGGGCUGCGGGAAUCAAGAUUUGGGUACUGACCGGUGAUAAAGUUGAGACUGCAUUGAAUAUUGCAUUAAGUUGUGGACAUAUAUCCGAAAAUGCUGCAAAGUACUUUAUUGUUGAGUGUCGGAAUGAGUUGCAGCUUAGUGGACAUUUUGAGGCACUGGAGAGGGAACUGAUGAGAAAUGAAGGUAAGGAGUUUGGACUAUUGAUUGAUGGAUCAAGUCUAGCAUUCGCACUUGAUCACUGUCCUGAAAGGUUUAGAGAUUUAGCUUAUAAAUGCCAUGCUGUGCUUUGCUGUCGACUCAGUCCGCUCCAAAAAUGUAAAGUUGUCGGCCUAGUCAAGACGGUUCAUGACAAACCAGUCACAGCAGCUAUAGGAGAUGGAGCAAAUGAUGUCAGCAUGCUGCAGGAAGCACAUGUUUCAUUAGGAAUAAUAGGCAAGGAAGGAAGGCAAGCUGCACGCUGUGCUGACUAUGCAUUUGCUAACUUUUCAAUGCUCAAGCGGAUUGUGCUGCUUCAUGGACAUUACUUUUCACAUAGACUAUCACUUCUGGUGCUGUACUUCUUUUAUAAGAACUUAGUGCUGAUGGGAUGCUUGCUGUACUUCCAGACUGACUCAAUGUUUUCAAGUCAAUCGGUUUAUGACUCGUUGUUCUUGACGCUGUUUAAUGUGACUUACACGACACUGCCAAUUUUAUUCAUAUCGAUUACUGAGAAGGUUCAUCCAGAAGAGCAGUUGAUGACGAACCCAUCACUGUACAAAACAAUAUCAAGGAACAAACUAUUCAGCUGGCCAUACUUCAAUGGAUGGAUGCUGCUCGGCUUCUAUCAUUCACUCAUCAUUUACUUCUUCACACAAGCCAUCUGGAAGGAGAAUGAUGUGCUGUUUUACAAUGGAAAGUCAAUGGACUUUAUGUGCUUUGGAGUGUCCAUUAUCCAUAAUGUUGUGAUGGUGACGAAUAUGAAGCUGUUGAUUGAGUCGAUUUAUAGGACUUAUAUAUUUAUUGGGACGGUGUGGCUGUCCGUUUUUGGAUUUAUUAUCACGACUUAUGUUUAUAAUUUGUUUAAUGCUGGAUUUGACAUGAGCCUGUACAUGGUCUACGCAAAACUCUUAAUGAACCCAUCAUUCUGGAUAUUUUCAACAAUCAUUACUGCAGCUGCACUCUUACCAGACUUUACAAUUAGAGCAUUCAGUAUUUUACACUUAGGACCUGGAAGACUAUUUCCUGGAAACGCAAGAAUGGGAACACACAGAAAAGUUGGACCGCUUCUCUCUCAAACUACUUACCUCUAACUUAAGUUUUGUAACCUAAAAUGACAAGAAAAUUUAUUCAACGUAGAAAUUGAAACCAAAUGUGACGAGUGAAAUUAGCUGAAAAAAAUAAAAAUGAUAGAAUUUUAAAUUAAAAUAA